This is a messenger RNA of Thunnus maccoyii (southern bluefin tuna), 5002 nucleotides long. RefSeq lists its product as uncharacterized. Lineage: Eukaryota; Metazoa; Chordata; Actinopteri; Scombriformes; Scombridae. Gene Ontology annotation, biological process: proteolysis; DNA integration. The record is from RefSeq and is a predicted model, not a curated record. Gene Ontology annotation, molecular function: RNA-DNA hybrid ribonuclease activity; aspartic-type endopeptidase activity; nucleic acid binding. The transcript has 2 exons. The coding region runs from base 1 to 4230 and encodes 1409 amino acids.
AUGCCUGUUGAAGUAAAUGGUAGUAGAGUUGACAUUAUGGUAGAUAGUGGGGCCACAAUUUCCACUGUUAAAGCUGAUGAGCAUGUAUGUACACCAACACCUAAUUUUGUCACCACCGUGGGUGUUUCCGGCGUUCCUGUUGUUGAGCCACUAUCACAGAGAGCUAAAAUAACUGUUGAAGGUUCAGAUGUGCAACAUUCUUUCCUGAUUUCUGAGAAAAGUCCAAUUAAUCUCAUGGGACGAGAUUUACUUUGCAAGCUACAUGCCACCAUUCAAUGCACACCUGAUGGAUUGUUUUUAAGCCUACCUGAUGUGAAGGCUGCUCAUGCAUUUCAGUUUUUGAAAACUAUUGCUGAUUGUUUGUAUUGUUGGUCAUUGACUGAUUUUAACAUGGCUUCCAGUUUCACAGUAUCUAGCAUUCAAAAAAUUGCUCAAAUUUCACCAGCAUGUGCAACACAGAUGUCUGCCAUGAGGCCUGUACUACAGUGUCACUGUACAGCAGCAUUUAACCCCCCAGAGGUGUACAAACAAUUAGCUGAUGUGUUUUUGAAUACACAAGAGGGGUUGGAGUGUGAACAAUGUUUGUUUGUUGGUCCACAGGGAUGUGCAAUUCCAAUUCGGUUAUCUGACGCACAGCGCAAAUUGGUUAAUGAUAAAGAUUCAUUUCCAUACAUCACUGUAGCUGUCUCUCCUGGCUGUGACCCACAACAGCUUGAAAGCAUGGUGGCACAGUGCCAGGCAUUGAGAGGAGCUGCGCAGACUCCUCAAACUCAAACAAUAACACACUUGGGCCUUGAGCUGUACAUGUUAUCUUUAACUGAGCACAUCCAGCUACCUCAGAGUAGGUUUGUUUUGCAACAACCACCCCUCCCCACACAGUAUGGGCCUCCAUCAGAGCUUUCAGAGGUUCCAUCUAUUUUAUGGGCUAAACAUAAAAACCAUGUGGGUUUUGUGAAUUCGGCUCCACCUCACGAAGUCACACUCAAACCUGGUGCUAAACUACCAAUGGUCAGGCAAUACAAUUUGCCACACAAGUCAAUUGCUGGUAUUGAAGGUGUAAUUCAGUCUUUACUGGAUCAAGGUGUGUUGGUUCAAACAACAAGCCCAUGUAACACACCCAUUUUACCCAUUCCAAAAGCAAACCGCCCAGAUGAAUGGCGUUUUGUACAAGAUUUGCAAGCUAUUAAUAGCAUUGUAGUGCCAACAGCUCCAAUUGUGCCAGACACAAAUUCGAUUUUAGCUUCACUACCAUCCAACUCAACACACUACACAGUCAUUGAUUUGAGUUCAGCUUUUUUCUCAAUCCCGUUGCAUCCAGAUAGCCAGUAUCUGUUUGCAUUCACAUUCAAAGGAAAACAGUACACCUGGCAGCGUUUGCCUCAGGGUUUUGUCGAGAGUCCUACAGUUUACGCAGCAGCAGUGAAACGGGACUUGGAUGACCUCCACUUUCCAGGGGGCUCCACUCUCCUACAGUAUGCAGAUGACCUCCUGAUAGCUUCACCAUCACAGGAAGCUUGUCGAACGGACUCCAUCUUGCUCCUACAGAGACUAGCUGAGUGUGGUCAUAGAGCAUCACUUGCCAAACUGCAAUUUUGUCGGUCUGAGGUGACAUACUUGGGUCAUGUUUUGAAAAAUGGACAGCGCCUGUUGUCACCGGAGAGGUUGAAACUGCUGGUUAACAUGCCUCCUCCCACAACCAAGAAACAAAUGCUCUCGUUCUUGGGGAUGGCGAAUUAUUGCAGACAUUGGAUCUUUGAGUAUGCUGCUAUGGACUCUGUUUUGCGAAACGCCACACUGCAAUCAGCUCCUCCCAAGGUGCAGUGGACUGAGGACAUGAACAAAGCUUUUCAGGACCUGAAACAUGCUCUCACCUUGGCUCCGGCAUUGGGGCUGCCGGACUAUCAUCAGCCGUUCCAUCUGCAUGUACAUGAACGAGAUGGCUUUGCUACAGGCAUUCUCGUGCAAAAACAUGGGUCUCAUUACCGUCCAGUUGCGUACUACUCCUCUCGACUAACCCCUGUGGUUCUUGGCAUGCCAGGUUGCUUAAGAGCGGUGGCCGCCGUUGCCAUCAUGAUUGAGAAAUCUUCUCCAAUUGUACUGGCUCAUGACUGUGUUGUGCACGUUCCACAUGCAGUACUUCACAUCUUGAACACAUCUGCUACCCAACACAUGACAGCUGCACGUCGUUCAGGCUAUGAAGCAAUCAUUCUUCAUAGUCCACACAUCACUUUAAAACGCUCACCUCCAUUGAAUCCAGCUACUCUCCUUCCAUUGAUUGACACAGAUGAUGAGCAUGAUUGCAUCACAACUAUUGACCUGUGUACAUCCCCAAGGCCAGACUUGUUGCAGACACCAAUACCCAAUUCUGAUUUGAUUUUUUACACUGAUGGUUCAGCUAGCAGACCAUCUGAUAGCACACAUCUAGCUGGCUAUGCAGUAGUUAACGAUUGGGGGGUAGUAGAGGCAAAAGCACUGCCUCCAGGUACCUCUGCUCAAGCAGCAGAACUGUAUGCUCUAACUAGAGCGUGUAUUCUUGCUUCUGGUAAGGUGGCUACUAUUUACACUGACUCAAGAUAUGCAUUUGGCGCUGCUCAUGAUUUUGGCCAGUUAUGGAAGAUGAGAGGUUUUGUGUCAUCUUCUGGAAAACCACUACAGCAUCACACUUUGGUUAAUGACCUGUUAGAUGCUAUUUUGCGCCCAUCUCAGCUUGCAAUCAUCAAAUGUGCUGCUCACACGAAUGGAACUGAUCCUGUUUCACGAGGAAAUGCAAUGGCUGACACUGCAGCCAAACAAGCGGCACUUUCCUCUCCCUCUUUGGUACUUCAAUGUGCCUCCACACAACCUACCAAUCCAAUUCCAGUUCCUUCCGCUAAUGAUGUCGUGACAAUGCAAAAUCACGCUGAUGACAGGGAGCGAAGUCUUUGGUUGCGUAAAGGUUGUAAAGUUGACGCGGAGUCUGGCUUGUGGCUCCACCCUGAUGGUCGACCGGUUUGCCCUCGAGCUCUCCUUCAUGUGCUGGCACGUGUGACGCAUGGUCCAGCGCAUGUUGGAAGAGGGGUGAUGAAUGAUGUUAUUCGCUCACAGUGGUUUGCUCCAGGCAUUACUCAAGUUUCACAAACACUUGUGGAUAGUUGUAUGAUAUGUCAACAGACCAGAAAAAAGAAUAGCACAGUGAAACAUGACCACUUAGAACCCCCAUCAGGUCCUUUUGUAAAUAUGCAAAUAGAUUUUGUACAUAUGCCAAGCUCACAAGGCUUCAAAUACUUGCUAGUCAUAACCGACAGGUUCUCGAAGUGGGUAGAAGCUUUUGCAACGAAAAAAGAAGAUGCAAGAACAGUUGUAAAGUGUCUGCUAAAAGAGGUAAUCCCUAGGUACGGAGUGCCGCAGGGAAUAGAUAGCGACAGAGGUCCAGCUUUUGUGUCAAAAAUCACUCAGGGACUGUCAGAAAUCUUAGGAUUUAAGUGGCAGUUACAUGUUCCUUAUCAUCCACAGAGUUCAGGUCAAGUUGAGAGAAUGAAUGCAACUAUCAAAGACAGAUUGACCAAAACAGUCCUAGCCACAGGCCUGAAAUGGCCUGAUGCACUGCCGAUUGUGCUGUACUCCAUUCGGAGUGCACCAAGUGCAACUACAGGACUGAGUCCUCACGAGGUGCUGAUGGGAAGACCAAUGUCCACAGGGACAAGUCCCCCACUGACACCACACAAAGCUACUCUGCUUUGGACGGAUGAGUUCAUGACUGAGUAUGUGAAAAGACUAACAGAGAUUUUGAGAAAGUAUCAUUUACAGGUGGCUGACAGACUCCCCAAACCAUCGGAAGAACCAAUUCAUUCCUUUCGAGAAGGUGACCUGGUAUUAAUCAAAUCUCUGGAAAAAGUGUCUUUGUCUCCUAGGUGGAAAGGUCCAUACCAGGUGCUGCUGACUACUAGGACGGCCCUGAAGGUCGAAGGCAGAGCAGAAUGGAUCCACGCCACAAGUAGGUUCGGGCAGGGGACAGGUCAAGUCGGUCCAAAUGAGAGAGAGACAGGAGUCUCUCUGAUUCCAGGCGAAGGAGAGCGGAAAGGCUUUCCUUCUCAUGACACAGUCGGUGCCAUGAACCCAGUGCCCCAUGGACAGGGGCGCCCUUUGCAGAAUGAUCCAGAAAAUGCAGACCAAGAGCCAGAUCUUGGACAUACGGACAAAUCAAUGAGCCCAUUGGGACUCUACAACACUAUGGCGGUGGUCUACAUAUGAUAAAACACUGUUUGAGACGAAGCAGAGUUCAUCCACGUCGACGAAGAGGAUCACUCCAGGAGGAUGGAUUCCACAUCACCAUGCAUCGUAUGUGCUAGUAACCUCUCCAUGGUGAUGGCCCUCUACUGUACGCAAAGUGCAUGGGGUGAAGACUUCACUUUGUGAUUGAUUUGUUUUAUUGUUAUGAUGUAAUCAAAUGUUUGUAUGACUCCCCUUUAAGUUGCUAGGAUUUCAUCUAGUAAGAGGCAGGAAGUGUCUUGUCUUAGGUUGUUUGCGCAUGUGACUGGUGACCUCUGUCAAUGACCUCCUUUAACGCUUUGGUGUUCUAGGAGAUCUUCUUUGAGGAUUUGCCUCACUACUGCCCCUGGUGGUUGGAAGACAGAACUCAUGGGUCACAUGACAGUUGUUUUAAAGGGGUACAUAAGAGGGGUUUUUUAUCUAAUUUACUGAUUGUUUGCUUUUAUUGUUAUUGCAUUAUGUGUUUAAAUGAUUAUGUGUUUUGAUGAUUUUACUUUUGAUUUUGUUCAAUGCAAUUGUUGAUUCUUGUAUUACUUUUGUGUGAGAAUUGUUAUCUGUUGUGCGGAUGUUGUUUCUACUCUGUUUGUGCCCUUACAGUCCACCAGUCCAGUCAUAAAUUGGUAAUUUGUAUUGAUCUUUUGAUCAAUAAGAGGGGAUUGUUAUGGAUAUUCCAUAACUGACCAGGACAACAGAAUGUCAAGCUGUACUCCUCUGUUCUCUCAAACAGAAGAUAACACAUGUUGUUUAAUAAACC